AUGGCAAGUCAAGCCUGGCAGCUGGAGUCAUCCCUGCGCCGCUCCGCCAGACUCGGCCUGGAAGUACUGGAGAGAGCGUCGAGACGGAGAGUAGACUGGUCUAGUAGUGUGAGUCCGUCUCCCAAUACAACAUCAACGGAUGGCAACGCCGGGAAUGAGGUAGGCCUACGUGUAAUAGUUUUUAUGUCUUCGCUAUCGUCUUUUCUCUGGUUUCUUUUAACUAUAUGGAGUAAUGGGAAGUUUUGGAAACUUCUAUGUGUCAUUAUCAUAUCAUCCCCAACUGUCAAUAUUUAGGUUCUGGGAAACUCAGCCCACACAAGCCUGGAUGAUGCUUUUGAGACCAUAGCGGAAUUCAUGGCACAGACAACAUAUCAAUGCAAGGUACUGUAUGUGCUCCAACCCAAUCCUAUUGCUGUUACUUUUUGCAUGCAUUGGUGAAUGCCUGGUGAAUAUGUUUGUUUGUGGUCCUCUGUAGCUCAGCUGGUAGAGCACGGCGCUUGUAACGCCAAGGUAGUGGGUUCAAUCCCCGGGACCACCCAUACACAAAAAAAAAUGUAUGCACGCAUGACUGUAAGUCGCUUUGGAUAAAAGCGUCUGCUAAAUGGCAUAUUAUUAUUAUUAUUAUUAUUAUUUGUAUUACAGAACUUUUACACGCCAGAGACUGAGCCUAUGGAAAAUGAGAGAACCCAUGUGUGCAAAUACCAUUCUCAAUCUCACCAACGCCCAGGGACCACACUGCAGAUCAGGAAACAUGUAAGGCAAAGUUACAGCCUUUCAGUGCAGCAACCUGACAUAUUGUACAUUUAGAAAUUCAAUUUGAAAUGGCUUUACUUGUCAUAGUCAUGUGUUUGAGAUACUAAGGUAUGCCUGUGUUUCUCCAGGCACGGUCAUCACCUGAGGAUUUCCACAUUGAGGUGUCACCAGGUACCUAUGCGAUUACCGCGGGAAUGCAGGACUCGCAGCAACAGACCCGGCUAGUACGCAUUAAUGCAGGAGAGAGUAUGAACCUCACCUUUCACCUCUAA
Molecule: messenger RNA, 1025 nt
Organism: Coregonus sp. 'balchen'
Lineage: Eukaryota; Metazoa; Chordata; Actinopteri; Salmoniformes; Salmonidae
Source: the annotation of a GenBank genome assembly